AUGACGACCAGUAGCACCCGAACAAAUGAGCGGGAGGACGUUGCCUCCCAUCGAACCCAGGACACGGAUUGGGUUAUAGUCAAGGAAGAGAUCAGUGAAGGUUACGAGUUGAUUGAUGCAGCCGAGGCUCAGUGCUGGUGUGGCGGCUCAGAUGCCGAGCGUUGUCGCCUUCGUGGACACACUUGGCCGCUCUGCAACAUCGACCAGGGUGAGUUGUGGCCAGAAAGCCCCGACGGGAUUCUUUAUCAGCCACACGAAGAAGAAACCGAGACGGAGAGCUCUGAUUCCCCUGAUGAGCGGACCGCCAGCAGAGAGUCCAACGCUGACGACUCAAAGGAAAUCGCACGGAAGCCAACGCCGCAGAAAGAGACCCAUGAACCAUGGCAUUACGAGAGAGGUCCAUUCACCACCCUCGCCGUUUUGACUGAGAUGUUGGACAAAGGCAGGUAUACUGGAGCUUGA
This is a messenger RNA of Diaporthe citri, 462 nucleotides long. RefSeq lists its product as uncharacterized. The transcript has a single exon. Lineage: Eukaryota; Fungi; Ascomycota; Sordariomycetes; Diaporthales; Diaporthaceae. Bases 1 to 462 code for a protein of 153 amino acids. The record is from RefSeq and is a predicted model, not a curated record.